AUGGAGUGCAUAUACAAGGACCCAAAUGCCCACGUUGAAACCCGGGUUAAAGACCUCCUCUCUCGGAUGACUCUCCUCGAGAAGAUCGGCCAGAUGACCCAGAUCGAGCGCAGCGUGGCCACGCCCUCCGCCAUUAGAGACCGCUUCAUAGGGAGUGUGCUGAGCGGGGGUGGGAGCAAGCCUUUUGAGAAUGCGAAAUCGGGAGAUUGGGCGGACAUGAUCGACAGCUUUCAGGAAGGGGCGCUCGAGACCCGACUCGGUAUUCCUAUCAUUUAUGGAACUGAUGCGGUCCAUGGCAACAACAAUGUCUAUGGCGCCACCAUUUUCCCGCAUAACGUUGGCCUUGGUGCCACUAGAGAUGCCGAUUUGGUGAAAAAGAUUGGGGAGGUAACAGCUCUUGAAGUGAGAGCAAGCGGAGCGCAGUAUGCAUUUGCUCCAUGUGUUGCUGUUAGUAGAGACCCUAGAUGGGGAAGGUCCUAUGAAAGUUACAGUGAGGACACUGAAAUUGUUAGAAAGAUGACCUGCCUUGUUUCAGGCUUGCAGGGAGUGCCACCUGAAGGUCACCCCAAAGGCUACCCUUUUCUAGCUGGAAGGAAAAAUGUUCUUGCAUCUGCCAAGCAUUUUGUCGGAGAUGGUGGUACUGAAAACGGUAUAAAUGAAGGGAAUACAAUAACUUCAUACGAGGAUUUGGAGAGAACCCACUUGGCACCAUAUCUUGAUUGUCUUUCUCAGGGAGUUUGCACUGUAAUGGCAUCGUAUUCGAGUUGGAACGGGAGUAAAUUGCACACUGACUAUUUUCUUCUUACUGAAGUUUUGAAAAAUAAGCUGGGAUUCAAGGGUUUUGUGAUUUCAGACUGGGAGGCAUUGGACCGGCUUUAUGAACCCCAUGGUUCAAAUUAUCGUCAGAGCAUUUUGUUAACCAUAAAUGCAGGAAUUGAUAUGGUAAUGGUUCCUUUUAGAUAUGAAUUAUUUCUAGACGAAUUUCUGUCCCUUUUUGAGGCAGGGGAAAUAUCAAUGGCCCGGAUUGAUGAUGCCGUUGAGAGGAUCCUGAGAGUCAAGUUCAUUUCUGGAGUUUUCGAGCAUCCAUUUGCUGAUAGAUCUUUGCUGGAUGUGGUUGGUUGUAAGCCACACAGGGAACUAGCUCGUGAAGCCGUUCGUAAGUCAUUGGUUUUGUUGAAGAAUGGAAAGGAAUUAAAUAAACCUUUCCUCCCACUCGACAAGAAAGCCAAACGAAUACUCAUUGCCGGAACACAUGCCGACAAUCUCGGAUAUCAGUGUGGUGGUUGGACAAUUACAUGGGAAGGCAAAUCUGGCAGAAUAACUGAAGGCACGACUAUCCUGGAUGCCGUAAAGCAAGUGGUGGAUGAGAAAACUGAAGUAGUAUACGAAGAAAACCCUUCUCCCGAGACUCUAUCUCGUCAGGACAUCUCACUCGCUGUUGUGGCAGUUGGUGAGGGCCCGUACGUCGAGUCGGGCGGUGACGACCCGAAUCUGAAGAUCAACUUCAACGGAUCUGAGCUGGCAGCCUCAAUUGCCGAGAGAUUUCCCACAUUACUAAUUCUAGUUUCCGGGCGGCCUUUGGUCUUGGAGCCAGCGCUCUUGGAGAAAAUCGAGGCGCUGGUUGCUGCAUGGUUGCCCGGCACAGAAGGCCGGGGAAUAACAGAUGUUAUAUUUGGGGACUAUGCAUUCGAAGGAAAGCUCCCGAUGACAUGGUUUAGAAGCGUGGAUCAGCUCCCGGUACACGCGGGACAAAACUCAGCAGACCCUUUGUUUCCUUUUGGGUUUGGACUGAAGUAUUGA
Striga hermonthica is the source of this 1800-nucleotide messenger RNA. The record is from the annotation of a GenBank genome assembly. NCBI's taxonomy places the organism in Eukaryota, Viridiplantae, Streptophyta, Magnoliopsida, Lamiales, Orobanchaceae.